CACUGACAAUAAAAUAAUUACGACAGUGAGAUAUAUUGUUACACAAAUUUGAGUGAGACAAGAAAAUUGUAGGCUAAACUACGUUAAAUUCCCAACCCAAUUUCAGUUCCAAGCCAUUUAGUCCCCAACCAAACUCCCUCCCAAAUUCCCAUCUAAUCCCCAACCAAACUUCAAUUUCAACUUUUAUCCUUUCCCUAAAACCCAAUUUACUUGAAAUCUUGAUGGCACUCCAAUGGCUUCUGGUCUGCCAUGGAUUGGUGACGCUCUUGGUAGUCGUAUCAUUCCUCUGCGGCCAGUGGCCAAUUUUUCAGGGCACCUUCAUUCAGCGCAUCCACUUCUUCCUCACUUUCGGCGCCUAUGACUAUUUCCGACGAUUUGUUCUCUUCUCGUGCGGCUCUAGGGGCGUCGAUGCGCUUCACUCUGUUGAGUACCAUUGUUGUGACCGUCCCAACCCUAUCAUACAGUUGAUAUAUUUGUUAAUUAUUGGAUCGACGUAUUACAUCAUUGCAAAAUCGUCCUUCAUCUACAUCCCAGGGUAUUAUAUAAGUGGAACGCACAGGUACUCAAGCUUCUUGGCAGUUGGAGUGGGUAUUAUUCUCUUUCUAUUGACUAGCUUUUCUGAUCCAGGGGUUGUGAACUCUUCCAAUGUUUCUCAGUACCUCUCUGCUUAUCCAUAUGAUAACAUUAUCUUCACAGAGAAAGAAUGCGGUACCUGCAAAAUUCCCAAACCUGCUAGGUCAAAGCACUGCAGUAUAUGUGAUCGUUGUGUUGCUCGUUUUGACCAUCACUGUGCGUGGAUGAACAAUUGCAUAGGAGAGAGGAACACCAGAUAUUUCAUGGCGUUUAUUCUUUGGCAUUUUCUCAUCUGCAUAUAUGGAAUCAUUGCACUUGCAUUAAUUCUUGCUGGUAGGCUGAAAGACUUGCAAGUUAUCCACAUUCUAACAGUUUAUUAUGGUGUUGAAAAUUCUUACAGAGAGUUGGCUCCACUUGUUUUACAGUGGUUGUUGAACUCCUAUAACACACAAAUCCUUGUUAUGGUGUUUUUGGCUGUGAUUUCUCUGCUAUUAGCUGGUUUCUUCACAUACCAUGCCAAACUCAGUCUCACAAACACUACUACAAAUGAGAGCUUUAAAUGGCAAGAGUACCUGAGCUGGCAGAGGAAGGUGAACGAGGCAAAGGCGAGCGCUGCAGCUCUAAAAGCUAGUUUAGGCGAACUAAAUCAAGAAAAGAAGCCUCAGGAGAGUAAAUGGAAGACAUUCUUUAGAAGAUCUCGUCUAGAAGAGCUACAAGUGGUUAAGAACAACAUAUAUGACAAGGGAUAUCUUCAUAAUAUCUAUGAGAUUGUUGUUCCCUUCUCGACAAGGCGAUCAUUCUUACUAAAUAAAUCAAAAUCAGGUUAACUCUCUCGACGCUUCUCUGUAUCUUGGUUUUUGCUAGUAACGCGCACUGUGUCCACAAGAAAAUGCUCCGAACUCAAUCCUCACUUAUACCUAUUGGUCAUUUUUGCUGUUAUUGCAUUCUGAUUUUCAUUUUUCUGUGCUGGAAGAUUACUCGAGUGUCAUAGAUUGAGUAGAAAACACAUGAGAUAUUUUUUGGAGAAUUAACAAAGAUAUUGUAAGAUACUUUGGCCUUCCAACUUAGAGAAGUUGAUCAUCAAAAGAUGUAAAUUUGUAUGUUAUGCACUUGAAGUGUAACAGGCAGUUGUAAAUGGAUUUGUAGUUCAUGGAUCUCUGAUAAAUUUAUGUCAUGCUUCAUGCUCUUGGCUGCGA
Salvia miltiorrhiza (redroot sage) is the source of this 1769-nucleotide messenger RNA. RefSeq names its product probable protein S-acyltransferase 17. Lineage: Eukaryota; Viridiplantae; Streptophyta; Magnoliopsida; Lamiales; Lamiaceae. Gene Ontology annotation, cellular component: endoplasmic reticulum; Golgi apparatus. The transcript has 10 exons. The coding region runs from base 222 to 1400 and encodes 392 amino acids. Gene Ontology annotation, biological process: peptidyl-L-cysteine S-palmitoylation; protein targeting to membrane. Gene Ontology annotation, molecular function: protein-cysteine S-palmitoyltransferase activity. The record is from RefSeq and is a predicted model, not a curated record.